UGCGAGCUGGACGCUGAGUGUCCUUCUGCGCCCAAGUGUUUGUCCAGCUAGCCCGCGCGGCUGUCUGCCUUUCCUUCCUUCUCUUUCCGGACAGCUGCUGAAGGCAAUCUGGAGGUAGCAGGGGCUUGAGCCUCCUUGCUCGCUCGGCGGGUUCUGAGCAGGCUUGUCCACCAUCACUGACCAGCAUUUGCAACACGAACCGCUCCUGAGUUCCCGCACGAGGAGGAGCUAUUUCUGGGGUGUUCAGAUCUCUUGGAGGUGCCCGAGCGCCAGCCUGCUGGAAGCAAACUUGCAAGUCAUUUCCAGGAACAUCUGCUGCAGGUGGAGAAGUUCUUGUGACCAGCAGAGAUGCUGAGACAGAUACUAUCGGAUAUGUUCAUAGACCCUGACCUGCUGGCAGAGCUCAGCGAAGAGCAGAAACAGAUCUUGUUCUACAAGAUGAGAGAGGAACAGAUCCGACGAUGGAAAGAAAGAGAAGCGGCCAUGGAAAGAAAGGAGUCCCUGCCAGCGAAAUCCAGACCAAAGAAAGAGAAUGGCAAGUCUGUCCAUUGGAAGCUGGGCGCUGAUAAGAAGGUGUGGGUUUGGGUGAUGGGUGAGCACCAUCUCGACAAACCCUAUGACGUGCUGUGUGAUGAGAUCCUUGCUGAGAGAGCACGGCUGAGAGCAGCACAGGACUCGGAGCUCAGGAAAGCUCCAUCUGUGGAAUCCCCCAACAGCUUGAAAAUAAAGUCACAGCACUGUGAGCUGCAAGCACUAAAGAAACCAGAGCUUCAGAACGUCACCAGGAAAGCAGCUGCAGAGGAGGCAUCAGGGCAGGGACCCAGAACAAUGCCAACCAAGAGUGAAGACAGAGCCCAAACUAAAGAACUCAUAAAGAAAAAAGAAGAUGAAGAACUAAAACAAACAGAGGAUGAGAAAACCAAGCAGAUAUACAAGAGCUGGAAAGAAGAUUCGGAAUGGCAGGCAUCUUUGCGAAAAUCCAAGGCGGCUGAUGAGAAGAGACGCUCCUUAGCUAAGCAGGCACGGGAAGACUACAAGAGGUUAUCCCAAAGGGGACGGAGCGGCGAUGGGCGGCAGAGCCCUCUGACUGCGCCACAGAAGCCCAGAAGACCGCCCCUGCCCCCAAAGCCCCAGUUCUUACACCUGCCAGGAAACCCUCCGAAGUCUUUAGGGAAUCAGGGAGUGAUAAGGACAGAGUCCAGCUCCGCCCAGAAGGACAUCAUUCGAUGGUUCAAAGAGGAGCAGCUGCCAUUCCGUGCAGGCUACCAGAAAAACUCAGACACCAUUGCUCCCUGGUUCCAUGGGAUCCUCACACUAAAGAAAGCAAACGAACUUCUGAGCACAGGCGUGCCAGGCAGUUUUCUGAUCCGAGUCAGUGAGAAGAUCAAGGGCUAUGCCCUGUCCUACCUGUCUGAGGAAGGCUGCAAACAUUUCCUCAUAGAUGCGUCUGCGGACUCUUACAGCUUCCUGGGUGUGGACCAGCUGCAGCAUGCCACACUGGCAGAUCUGGUGGAAUAUCACAAGGAGGAGCCCAUAACCUCCCUGGGGAAGGAACUCCUGCUAUAUCCCUGUGGUCAACAGGACAAGCCACCCGACUACCUGGAGCUCUUUGAGUGAGAACUGUCAUCCAGAUCAACCUCCAGCCUCCAGCUGGACUCUCCUCUGGACAGACACCUCUGAGAUGGACAUUUGUGUGUGAUGCCAAAAUCACCAUCAGAGCCAACACUGAACAAUGUCUGUGGGUCUUAACUGAAACCUCUCCUCUGCAUAAAUGUUUGAGUUCAAUUCAAGGGGAUAUGACCUCUCCCUCAUCUUCAUUCUGAAAGGGAAAGGGGAAAGGUACCCAUGUCAUCAGCAACAUACUCAUAGGCUGUUACUAUGUUGAAGGAUAUGACCAUACUGAUGUAUAUAAGAUAAGAAAUAACAAGGGUAAACUGAAACCUUUUUAGCAAUUAAGGUGUUACUUUUUAAAAUGAGUGAAUUGUUGUGUGAUCUACACACUCCCUUUUUUUACUCACUCACAGGUCUCAGUCUUCUGUGCCGAUGAACUUUCAACUUGGCUUCAGAAUGCUAGAAAAAAAAUGUCCUCACUGAGGGCUGAGAUUAUUUUCAAAAGAUCACCCUUUCUGUGUGUGUUGGAGCCAGGAUAUAUGAGACAGAAAAAAAGCAAGAGCCAGGUGCAAAUUGAAAGAAGUUUUAACACUUGGGAUGAGAGACUUCCCAUGUACUAGAAGCCCACAUGGUGAGAGCAAGGAACCUAGGAAUCUUAGACUUUGUUUCCUCAUCCUGCUCUGCCUCACUCACCUCCAUCUGUGAGUAAAUACAUAAGAUGCUGUGCAUGGCCAUGUGAGGAUUGGUGUCUUUAUGAUUCAAACAGAAGAACAGAGUAAGUGGGUAGUUUGUAUACCAUCUGUUGAAGGUUGAAUAUGUAUUGUGUCCCAUGCCAAAAAUACAUGUGUCCUGACUUCCCUGUGCACAAGUGUGAACUGAUACGGAAAGAGGGUCUUUGCAGACAAGAUAAGUAAGGUGGGCCCUGAAUCUAAUGACUGACAUUCAUAACAGGGAGAAAGAUUUAGAAAUAGAGAAAUAGAAGGAUGAAGUCUAAGGGACCACAGAGAGUAAAGGGAUGCAGCUGGCAGUGUGGGGUGCCAGGAAUUGUGAAAGACAACAUGAUCCAGGGCCAGAUUCCCCCUGGAACUCUAGCAGAAAGCAUGGCCUUAUUCAUACUUGUUUGCACCUUUAUUUCAGCCUUCUCGCCUUUCGAAAUGAGAGGCAGUAAACAUCUAAGUCAUCAAUAUAUGGUAACUUUUACAUCAGUCUCAGAAAACUAAUGCAAUAGUUUAUGUCACCAUGUGUCCUGCACAAGUUUCAUAGAUUUGUUUCUUGCUACACAGUGUGUACCCUCAUGAUGAAAUAAAAGGAUAUAGGAAUAACACCCCAAGUAA
This is a messenger RNA of Psammomys obesus (fat sand rat), 2945 nucleotides long. It is a transcript of the gene Sh2d4a, whose product is annotated as SH2 domain containing 4A. The transcript has 9 exons. Gene Ontology annotation, molecular function: phosphatase binding. Lineage: Eukaryota; Metazoa; Chordata; Mammalia; Rodentia; Muridae. The record is from RefSeq and is a predicted model, not a curated record. Bases 349 to 1617 code for a protein of 422 amino acids. Gene Ontology annotation, cellular component: cytoplasm.